AGGAUUCACACUAUUCACAGGUUCAAGAAGAUAGAGCCAAAGUAAGGGCCGAAUUGAAAAAAGUGUAUUUUUGUAUCUAUCGUUACACGAUACUGUGUAAAAGAAAGAAUGUCAAGUAGUUCUGAUGAGGAAUCGAAUACCGGAGAUACUGCCUGGUUGUUAUACAAGUAUUGCGAAGAAUGGCGUGACGUGAUUCCCAUACCACUGGAUGAUGGCCCUAAUCCUAUUGUUGCAAUUAAUUAUUCCGAGGCAUUCAGGGACUGCUAUGACUAUUUCCGAGCAAUUUUAAAGUCUGGUGAAAAGUCAGAGCGUGCAUUAUCUUUAACGGCAGCUUGUAUCUGGUGUAAUCCAGCAAAUUAUACAGUAUGGCAAUACAGAAGAGAGAUACUUAAAGUUCUUGGAAAAGAUCUACGAAUCGAGUUACAGUAUGUUAAUAGAAUGAUAAAUCGUUGUUCUAAAAAUUUUCAAAUCUGGUACCAUAGAAAAGUUAUUGUCGAAUGGCUCCAAGAUGCUAGUGAUGAAUUAGAAUUUACAAGAAAUUGUCUAAAACUGGAUGCUAAGAAUUAUCAUGUUUGGCAAUAUCGUCAGUGGUGUAUACAAACAUUUGAUCUAUAUAGUGAAGAACUAGACUAUGUGGAACAUUUGCUGGAAAUUGAUGUUCGCAAUAAUUCUGCCUGGAAUCAACGGUAUUUUGUAUUAAGUAACACAACAAAAUUUGAACAAAGUGUAAUAGACAGAGAAGUUGAUUUUGCCUUGGAUAAAAUAAUGUUAGUGAAGAGAAAUGAAAGUGCAUGGAAUUACUUAAGAGGUAUUUUGAUGCAAGAUAGCAGUGGCCUGGGUAACAACAGAAAAGUAAGAAAGUUGUGCGAGGAAUUAUAUUUUGAUGGAUGUCGUGUUAAUCAUUUAUUGGCCUGUAUUAUAGACAUUUGUCUAGAAAGACCAAUAUCGGAUGUAUCAGAUCAAUCAAUAUUCCAUAUUAAUAAUGCUCUCAAGCUAUGUAAAGACUUAUCUGAAAAACACGACGUAAUAAGAAGGAGAUACUGGGAUUUUGUCGGUCGUCAAUUACAAGAAAAGUUGGAGCAGGAGUCUUAACAAUUUCUUUACAAGUAUGUAGAUUACAUUUUUAUAAAGCCACACUCUUUGCUAUUAGAAUAUUGUAAUCGUUUUACUUGAAAAGACCUGUAUUAUAAGUUUCUA
This is a messenger RNA of Colletes gigas, 1197 nucleotides long. RefSeq names its product protein farnesyltransferase/geranylgeranyltransferase type-1 subunit alpha-like. The record is from RefSeq and is a predicted model, not a curated record. Gene Ontology annotation, cellular component: cytoplasm; protein farnesyltransferase complex; CAAX-protein geranylgeranyltransferase complex. The coding region runs from base 109 to 1092 and encodes 327 amino acids. The transcript is spliced from 5 exons. Lineage: Eukaryota; Metazoa; Arthropoda; Insecta; Hymenoptera; Colletidae. Gene Ontology annotation, biological process: protein farnesylation; protein geranylgeranylation. Gene Ontology annotation, molecular function: protein farnesyltransferase activity; CAAX-protein geranylgeranyltransferase activity.